GCGCUCCUUCAUUGUAUCGAGUAACAUUGGUCGAAACAUAUAAAUUUCUCAAUAGCCAUUUCAAGCAGUCUGUCGUCCAGUCCUUAGCUGUUCAUCACAAAUAUGCAUUUAUUUAGCAAAAGUAUUCUCAUUUUUAGUGUCUUUUUCACCAUCUCUGAGGCAGUCAUCCACGAUCUGCCUUCCUACUUUCCAAGAUGUAAGCGUUACGACCCCAAAUUGAGCGAAUGUUUGCUAAAGGCGACCGAAACCGUCAAACCCUACCUUAUCAAAGGCGUCCCCGAGCUCGGAGUCCCUGCAAUUGAGCCCUACGUCAUCCCUGAAAUAACCCUAGAACAAGGCACUCAAGCCCUAAACUUUAAAGCUUUGCUCAAAAAUGUCGUCGUUAAAGGAUUAGGAAGCUACAAGUUCUCGCAAUUUGACUUUGAUGUUCCAAAUUUGCAAUGGUUCUGUAAGGCUACCAUCGAUAACAUGGACCUGACUGGUGACUAUACUGUUACUGGGAAAAUUCUCUUAGCUCCCAUUGAAGGAAAAGGGAAAUUUGUGGCCGGAAUCGCUAAUUCGAAUAUCACGGCGUAUCAGAAAGUUGAGUAUGUGAAAAAACGAGGAAAGGAUUAUGUUCGUCCUGUUAACACCACUACAACUAUCGAAGUAGGGGGUCCAAAGGUCCAUCUGGAUGGGCUUUUUGACGGAAAUGAGGAACUAAAUAGGGUGACUAAUACCGUAAUUAACGACAACGUUAAUGAGCUAUUUGAGGAUCUGAAACCGGUAAUUCAACAGAUCAUUACGAAUAUUGUAGAGCAGUGGCUGUUUAGAGCUCUGGAGGAUAAUGUGCCCUUUGAUAAGCUGUAUCCAGUAGAUUGGUCACGUACAAUUCGCAAAGACAUAAAUACUGCGUUUGCCAAUCUUUUCGUAUUUUUCGUAAAGAUGUUAUUAUACAAAGCUGCAUUUCUUUUUGUGAUUUGUUCCACUGCAACUUCAAAGCGCUUUCCAUCGUAUAUAAAUAAGUGCUACCGGAACAAUAACACCACCAAAACGUGCUUCACUGAAGCUGUUUACACACUAAGAGCUCAUUUCAAACGCGGAAUACCGGAAUUCAGUUUACCUCCCAUGAAUCCCUUAAUCCUCCCGCAAGUAUUACUCGAAAAUGAAGACAAUUUUAACGCUGAGUUCAAAAAUGUUGAAAUUUUUCACCUCGAUCAGUUGGUCAUCCAAGACAUCGGGUUCAAUUUAAGCAGAAAUGAAUUUGAAACGAAAUUAAUUUUCCCAAAACUGAGAAUCAAGUCGAAUUAUCACGUCAAAGGACGCAUUUUGUUUUUCGAACUUGACGGAAACGGACCAGCUGACGGAAACUUUACUGAUGUUCAAGUUGAAACGAAAUUGCAAGGACGACGGUACCAGAAAGGCAGCAGAGAAUAUAUCAAGUUUUGUAAAAUGGAAGUUAAGGAAUCCGUCUCUAAAGCACAUUUCAGGUUUGAUGGGCUUUUUAAAGGCAAUAUGGAGCUUACAAGACAAAUGAAUCAAAUCGUUAAUGAGAAUGUUGACGAGUUUUUGACUGAACUCCAGCCAGCUAUUCAUGUAGCGAUUGAGCAAACGGUGCUGGCCUUGGUUGGCCGAAUUUUCGACAAAUUUUCAAUACAAGAGCUGUUCUUAGACUAGCUGACUUGUUGAUCAUAAGACAAGUAAUUAUUGUAUAAUAAAGUAAUAUUUCUUUUGGUAA
This is a messenger RNA of Tribolium castaneum (red flour beetle), 1717 nucleotides long. RefSeq lists its product as uncharacterized. The record is from RefSeq and is a predicted model, not a curated record. The coding region runs from base 103 to 1656 and encodes 517 amino acids. Lineage: Eukaryota; Metazoa; Arthropoda; Insecta; Coleoptera; Tenebrionidae. The transcript has 8 exons.